This is a messenger RNA of Syngnathoides biaculeatus (alligator pipefish), 2768 nucleotides long. RefSeq lists its product as uncharacterized. The transcript is spliced from 10 exons. NCBI's taxonomy places the organism in Eukaryota, Metazoa, Chordata, Actinopteri, Syngnathiformes, Syngnathidae. The coding region runs from base 43 to 1929 and encodes 628 amino acids. The record is from RefSeq and is a predicted model, not a curated record.
GUUAUCUUCCAGGAGCAAUCUCAGGCCCAGAGAGAACUAUGGAUGAUGGAGGACAUCCUCGCUGGGUUAAAAGUCAACCGGGACCACUUCCGCUUCCUGCUGGGAUUACAGAAACACCGCAUGUUCGAAUCCUCGGGCCCGCAUCCUGGAUCUCCCGGUUCCCCCACAGAGAUGCCUCGCAGUCUGCCAAUAAUGGAACACGACCUGCCGGUCCGGCCUCCUUUACCCCAGCAGUUACUGCAAAGCGUGCAGAUUCGCGACGAGGACCUCGGCUGGACUGCGGCACCGCCUGAGGUGAUCUACACCGCUGAAAACAUCCACCGAAGAGGCAAACCCGACCUCCUUAACGUGAAAACGCGCAAGGAUGCAUCUGCAUCUCGGUCCGGCACUAAGGGGAUCACGGCGGAUAGAGCGUCCCAAACGAGCAAGAAGGUGAAGAUGAGCGAGGAGGAGCAGAAGGAGAGGAUGAAGAGGAACCAGGAGAGGAUGACGAAUCGGAAGAAGCCUCCCGUCCCCGGUCCAGCCGCCAACACGCAAAGCCAAAGUUCCGAAACGCAAAAGGAGGCCCCCCUCCCUUUGAGGGUGACCCGGGUGGUUACCACCGUGCUGCCGUCUUCCCUCGUGGCCCGGCGGGUUUCCGUGGUGGAUCCCCCGCCCGAGGAGGACGCCCCGCCGCCUGAGCAGGUCUCAUCAGAGGAGCCGAACAAAAAAUCCAGGACAGCCGGGCCGGCUCGAGGCUCAGCGGAGAAGCCUCGGGAGAAUCUCGUUCCGAAGGCGGGGCGACGCGCAUCCGGGUCCUCGGACCUGAGCGCAGCUGUUUCCGCCGAGACCUCGAGGAAGCACGCUUGGGAGACAUCAGCGGGUCAACGAGAGAGACGCAGCUCGGAAAUCGAGGCGGACGAACGGCCUUCUUCCAUCUUGACUGUCGAGGUGGACCCUGACCUCUGCUUGACCCCCGAGCAGCGCGAGGCCAAACUCAGGCGCGUGGAACGAAUACGACAGCGAGUCAUGCAAAGCGCUAUUACGCCAAUCAAGCAGGAGGGGCACUUCUGUGAUACAUCAGGAAAGCAAAGAGCAACAUCAGAGCCUCCCGUCACCGGUCAGCACGUUGACAAUGCAGAGACUCCCAUAAAGUUCCCGAGCAGAACCCAGCACAAAAGUCACAGCCGCAGGGCAGGCGUCGCCACUAAAAUCAAACGCCCGCCUUCGCCGCAUCACGUCGCGUCUCUCAGUUGCGGGGAGAAUGACGAGCGAGAGCUUCACGAACCUGAACGCGAUGACGGGAAUCCUGCGGCUUCCGAUUUGAGAUUAAAGUGGUUCCUCUCCACCAACCACCGCCUUGAAUUCCUGCCGUUGCACAUCUCCGACGCGGACGUCGGCACCGAGGAGACGUCACGCGAGGAGGACCGCCGGCCCGCCUGCUCUGAAGACGGGAGCGACUCCGUCACCAUGUCGUCGGCAGUCAGUCAGAGCUUAGAGAAAAUGAAAGAAAACCACUCGCUGUUCUACAAGAUCGCUUGUGACAUUAGCGUUUCAGACACGGACAUCACCAAGAACGAGAAUUCCCGGGAGGAACCCGUCAUCACCGAAUGUGUGGUCGGAACCGGAUCGGAUCGGGAGAGCCAGGGGUUCAGCCGCAAGUUGCCGUUCGAUGCACAUGCAGAACGAGUGGAUGCUCUCAGGUCGUAUCUUGAAGAAACAGAACAUGGAUCUCGACCUCAAGACGGUCAGGCCUCAGAAUCUGACAGAGAUGGGAACGGCGGGACCAAAAGGAGUUCUGGCCAAGACAGGUGCAAGGUGAACCAAGACGUGGCAGAGGACCGGGAACACUUGAAAACUUCAUCUGGUUCCUUGCAACGGGAGAAACUUGUCGGUCGGAGGGACUCUUACCAAAAGGCAAAAGUAACCGUUUUCAGGACCAGUUUGUAAGACGCAUAACAACUUUAAUAUUCUUACUUGUUAAAAAUAAUUUGUGCGAGUUAGGAAUUGAAGAAAGACAAAAAUAGAAUUAUACUCGGCGUGACACACAUUAUUACAGUACAACUUUUUUUAACAACAGUAGUGCAAAGGUCUUGGGCCAACCUUAGAUUUGUUUUAGCAAUAGCUCCCGUUGUGCCUUGAGAUACGAGCAAAAUUUGUUCUGUGAACAUGCUCAUACCUUAAAGCGCUUAUAUCUCAAAUCGCCUUGCCUUAUUGUAACGGAUGGAAAUGCUACUAAUCUCUUCUAGCCUUCCACAAAAAACAACAAAGAUGUAUAAUCUUUUUUGAAACAACAAGAAUGGCACUCAUUCAUUCACCCAUCCAUUUUCUUUGCCGCUUAUCCUCACGAGGGCCGCAGGAGUUCAGGAGCCAGGCACUUAUUUACUUUCUAAAAUCAUAUCGGAUGAGAGUUAAAUUUAAAAAAAAAAAACACAAUUAAAUCAAUGCAACUCCUUUUAAUGCGCCCGCCUCGGUCACAUGGCGGCAGUUUAAGUCCAGAGGGUACAUAACCUGUUCUUGAACUCUUGAGGUUCUACUGACUUAUUAACAAUUCAUGGAAGCCUACACCAAGUUUGUUUUUGUUUCCGUUUCUUUUCUUUUUUUUUUCUAGAGUAAAAAUACAUGUUUGUAAAAUACCUGCAUUAUACAUGCAAGAUGCACACAAUUUUUUCUUGGCUUACCGAAUCCCUCCGAACGUCAAGUGACAUGAUUGGAUGGAUAACAUAUUUUGGCGUCUGACAAAGCGUGCCAUUGUGUUUUGCAUCCGAAACGUCCUUAUUAAUAAAGAU